Blepharisma stoltei is the source of this 3086-nucleotide messenger RNA. The record is from the annotation of a GenBank genome assembly. NCBI's taxonomy places the organism in Eukaryota, Ciliophora, Heterotrichea, Heterotrichida, Blepharismidae.
AUGAAUAAAUAUUCAGACAUAGAAUCUCGUUUAUGCAGGAGCACUACUCCAGACUGCGGGAAAGAAUCAUCCAGGCCUCAAACUACUGCAUCAUUCUCCUCACGACUAUUUAACACUGAGCUUCGAAAGCAGUUAUCAUGACGCUACAUCCACUCAACUCCUAUUGACAAGAAAAACACGAAAUCUUCAUCUCCCAGCAUAAAAAUAAAAUGGUGACUACUCUGACCCGUCCUUCUCCCACUGCCUCGGGCUUUGUGGGUCUAAGAGGGAUGGGGCCUGGAGAAUUUGUGUCCGGGGUAGGUUUUUUCUCCCUGGCCAGGACACCAUGGCAGGGUUUUUUACCUCAACCUAUGACAAGAAGACCAGAGUCGCAAAGGCAACACCACACUCCUGACAACGAAGGUAGUAAUGGAGGACAGGAGGAGGCUUCAGAACACCUACCGUCUCCCCCUCCGGACGGACGGGCUGACCGAUAGGGGUUGCCCCAAGAAGUACCUGGGUGCGUCACCUCGAGAGCGCUGACGUCACCAUUUUUUGGUGACGUCGACAAAAAGGGCGUAAUCUAAUCAUCUCCCAGCAAUAGCACUUAUAAAAUCAAUUUGGUAGCCUUAAAAGAACUUGCUCCUGGUGAGAUCAGCUCAUUAACAGACAGAGAAAACUUCAGAGCUGGGAGUAGUUAUCAAGAUCUCAGUGCAUCUACUCAGAGAUUGCCUGAGAAACAGUCAAUAUUUAAAGGAAUCCAUAGAAAAACAAAUAAUGAUUAUAUAAGGAUCAUUGACAGGCUUGAUAAAAUUGUGUCAAAUCAAGGGUUUUCUGGAAGAAGAAUUUGCUUAACAGAUGAAAAAUCUAUUGAAGGAAUUUUGGACACGGGGGAAGCACAGUUUUUUUAUGUUCCUGUAAGAGGAGAAAGAUGCCCAUUAAGGGUCAAAAUAACUCAAAGAGGAAAACUUGCUGCUUAUGUGUCAAGAACAACGCCUGAGCCAUGUGCUGAGCUUUGUGAAAAAGAAUUUAGGACAGAAGAAUUCCAAUUUGCAGAGCCAGGGAUGAAAUUUAAUUGUGAAAAUAUUUACAUGUCUCUUUUCGCACUCAUCAAUACUAAAUAUACAGGUUGUCUGAUGAUGGCGCUCAAUGCGCCAUCAAGCAAUACCAGAAAAGGGUCCACACGGGAAAUAUAUUCUACUUGUAGAGCCCUUUUUGGGACGUAAGUGAGGAUUCUCCACAUUUCCCGUUUAGAGCCCUUUUCUGGUUUUGUCCGAUGAUGGCACAUUGAGCGACAUCAUCGGGCAUUUAUUAUAUAUAAUCAGAGUGGCAUUUGGGCAGCAAAAAGAAUCCCCAAUAAAAAGACGGUCCAUGAGCAUAAGAAACAUUGCGAAAUCUCGAAGUGUUUUAUCAUUAGAGCAGAUUAAAAAUGAUGUUGAGCUUAGGCAUGAUUUUUUAAAUAAAGUAAACACUUUAUUAGAAAAAAGGGCUAAAAGUCUAUUUGAUCAAAGAUUUUGAUAGUAUGGAAUUAUUUCCUCGGGAGAAUUUGCUAGAACUGUUUUAAAUAUAAAGAAAUCUACUGAUAAAAAAUCUUUAAUUUCGAUCAAAUAUCUUACAAGGACAAAAAUUUUACUAAAUUUCCUUAAGAAAUGCCAUUUGGCUCAUGCCUUUUCCUCAGGAUAUUUCCUCUUGCAGAUUCUUGGUAAUGCUUGUUGAAACUUUUUCUAGUAAACAUUUGGCCAAAAGCAAUGAUUUUUGCCGAGCAAAUAUUUAACUCCCCCUUCCUUUAAAUUGGAACAAAAAAUCCUGUUACAAUUUAAAGGAUUUAAUGCUUUUUUAAAAGAAAAUUUAUAUCAAAUUUUUUUCUAUUAAAAAAUUUUUUAAGUUAAAGUACCAAAAAAUGUAAUUUUUUACCAAUAUUUUGCUCCAAUUUAAAGUGGCGGAGUAAAGAGAAAAUGUUUCGAAAAAGUUGUGCUAGGAAUUUCUUAAAAAUUAAGACCUAUAGACCUGCUGCUAAAAUGUUUCGAUCAAAAAGCAUGCACCAAGAAAAAAGAAAACGAGAAAUGUACGAAACCGGGCACAAUAAAAAUUUCGUAAAGCUGAACCUUAAUGUGGUAGACAAUGAAGCUAGAGCAGACACCUUAAGGUCCAGCACUGAAAAAAGAGACAGGAGGCAUGAAGAAGCAACUGAAAGGAAACAUAAUUAUGAAGUCUAUAAAAAGCAGAGAACGAUUGACUCUAUAAAUAGACAUAUGACAAGAAAAGAAAAAGAAGAGCUGGAAAGGCAAAUUUUAGAAAAAAAGUCCAGCAUAUUGAAAUGCCAUAAAUUUUGGUUCAGCUUGAUUGAUCUAUGCAUAAGCAUACAAACAAUUACUGAUCUCAUUGCAAAAAGGCGAGAAAUGAAAGUGAAAAAAUUAAUGAGGAAUUUUUCUGCUUGGAAAAUACAGAGGGCGUAUAGAAACUGGGUAGAAACAAAGUUUAGGGGCAUGCCAACUCAAAAGUUUAGGGCAAGGAAUAUCCUGCUUCUUACUGGCUUUGUAGGGAAAUUAUUUAUAAAACCAAAAACUGAUGGUCAGCUGAUUUUAUGCAUAAAGUCGAGUAAAACGAAUUAUAUGGUGAGGAACUGCUUUGGGGAUUUUUUCAAAAAAAUUGUAUUAAUACAGACAACUUGGAAAAAAUACCAAGAAACUAAAAAAAAUAGGUAUGGAGAGCUUGUAAAGCUAUGGAAUUCAGUUGUGGGGAAAAUCAUUAAGGAUAUUCAAAAGAAAUCAAAGAGAAGAAGGAAAGUGACAAAUGACACUGACAAAUACUUUUCAAUUAGUAAAGAAGUUCAAUCUUUUGUAAUAUGCCAUGCUUAUAGCUAUUAAUAUUUUUAUUGUAAUAGUGGUUUUUAUUUUGCCUUAUAAUACUGCUAAAAAUGCUACAUAUUAUUAACCUAAAUAACUUCUAAUAGUAUAAAUGAAUAUUUGACUGAUAAAUAUAAUCAAGCCUGCGAAAGCUUAAAGAACACCAAAGGAAGAAUCAUUGUAAACUUCAUCCCAUCUCCUAAAGAAAUGAGGUGGCUUAUAGACAGGGCUGCAAAUAUACAGCUAAGUUUGGCAUCUUAA